AUCUGUCAAAAACUUUUUUGACAGUUCUAAAAGUUUACGUACAAUUCAGAAAAACGCCUUUGCGUCGCCCAACAAGAUAGAAGUCCAAGGUUCAAACAAAUUUCAAUUAUUCAAUAAUAUUUAAAUAAGAAUGUUUCCUUUGAGGCAACUGGCCAGGCAUGCUACCAGGGUUUUGCCAGCAUGCCGGCCUAUGUCAGCAUCAGCCGGCCCUAUGGUGGAUGUGGCUGACGACGGGGGUAUCGCUGUGAUGACGCUACAGCGAGCGCCGGUCAACAGCCUCAACCUGGACCUACUACAAGCCAUGAGCAAAGCACUCGAUGAUGUGGCUAAAAACAAACCCAAUGGCAUGAUUUUGACUUCAGCAUCUCCAACUGUAUUUUCAGCAGGUCUGGACAUUAUGGAGAUGUACAAACCUGAUCUAAAAAGGGCAGAGCAAUUCUGGACAACCCUCCAAGAAGUAUGGAUUAAGCUCUUCGGUUUCAAGUUUGCCACAGCUGCUGCUAUUAAUGGUCAUGCUCCAGCAGGAGGUUGUCUCCUAGCCAUGUCCUGCGAAUACCGUGCCAUGGUCAGCGGCAAGUACACCAUAGGCCUCAACGAGACUGCCCUAGGCAUUGUGGCUCCGCUCUGGUUCAUGGAUACCAUGUGCCACACCAUUAGGACAAGGGAUGCUGAGUUGGCCCUUACAACUGCUAGGCUGUUUACUGUAGAUGAAGCUUUGAAGGUUGGUCUGAUUGACGAAACAGCAUCUGAUAAAGCUGAUGCCAUAGGCAAAUGCAAAAAUUUCAUAAAGAAAUUCGACAGGAUCCCACCACUAGCCCGCACAAUGACUAAGCUCAAUAUCAGGCGAGGGCCGCUGACUCACAUGCAGAAGAUCAGGCAGGCAGACACACAGCAGUUCCUGGCUUUCCUGCAGAACCCUCAGGUGCAACAGGCGCUGGAAAUGUACAUCCAGAGCUUGAAGGCGAAGGCCAAGUAAAUAUUUAGUAAAAUCAAUUUAUUAUAUAGAGUAUCUAUUUAGAUACCUAACAUGUUUCUUAUCUUGAACCCCUUAAAAAGACUCAGGAAUAUAUUCUAAAGUUUACGGUCUAUGCACUUCUGUUAUGUAGUCGAAUUUAGUGUUGUUUUUAAUCAAAAAGUGAGUCUUAUUUUGUUUUGGCUGUCAAUAAGAAGCUACUGUUUUGGAUGCCAUUUGAAAUAUCUUUAUUAGCAAAUGAAAAAAUGGUACCUACUAACUUUUUAAUGGAAAACGCCACAUUUCUCUACUGCCAAAUAUCUUCUGACGUUAUCUUAGAACAGAAUAAAACUAUAUUUUAUUAAAUAACAGUCCCAGUUUAUCUGGUACGAGUA
Cydia strobilella is the source of this 1347-nucleotide messenger RNA. RefSeq names its product enoyl-CoA delta isomerase 1, mitochondrial-like. The coding region runs from base 131 to 976 and encodes 281 amino acids. Gene Ontology annotation, biological process: fatty acid beta-oxidation. The transcript has 5 exons. Gene Ontology annotation, cellular component: mitochondrion. The record is from RefSeq and is a predicted model, not a curated record. Lineage: Eukaryota; Metazoa; Arthropoda; Insecta; Lepidoptera; Tortricidae.